This is a messenger RNA of Candidula unifasciata, 675 nucleotides long. The record is from the annotation of a GenBank genome assembly. Lineage: Eukaryota; Metazoa; Mollusca; Gastropoda; Stylommatophora; Geomitridae.
AAUGGUGAAUUUUGUGAUCUGGUUUUUGAAUUAAACAACUGCAAGUUCUAUGCUCACCAACUGGUUAUAGCGGCCUGGAGUCUUCCAGUGAAGAAUCUGCUAGAGCAUCAGUCAACUUGUAAUCAGCAUUUACGUGUGGUGUAUGAUCAGCCAGAUGUGUUCCACAUGUUUAUUACUUUCAUGUACACAGGUGACCUUCCUACGCAGGUAACAGACAUCUCAGCACUUCUACUUCUAGGUGCAACGUUUCAGAUCCCACUGUUGAUGGAGCUGUGUGAAGAGCAGUUGAAAAAUAACACAGAUGUGAAGAAUGUCAUUGAAGUAUGUUGUCUGAGUAUUACAUUUCAGCUGCCAGAUUUAGAACAACACUGCAUACAGUUUCUGUGCAGGAACCUGCAAGAAAUAACCAAGAAGCCGACAUUUCUUGAUCUCACACCAGCACAAAUGAAUGCAAUCUUAGGAUCAGAGCAUCUGUUGAAGUAUGACCCUGAAAUUAAACUGUGCUUGAUUAGCUUUUGGCUUACUAAAGACACACUCAACAGAGAGCAAUUCUUAGUGCUGUUACUAAGACAUGUUGAAUGGUCAAAGAUGCCAGAUAAUUUUUUGAAGAGGAUUAUUCACACAGACAGCGUUUUUGCUUCAAAUCCUUCAUCCCUGUAUUUGUUAUUACAAACA